This is a messenger RNA of Sporisorium graminicola, 1839 nucleotides long. RefSeq lists its product as uncharacterized. Gene Ontology annotation, biological process: protein dephosphorylation. NCBI's taxonomy places the organism in Eukaryota, Fungi, Basidiomycota, Ustilaginomycetes, Ustilaginales, Ustilaginaceae. The transcript has a single exon. Gene Ontology annotation, molecular function: protein phosphatase regulator activity. Gene Ontology annotation, cellular component: nucleus; protein phosphatase 4 complex; cytoplasm. The record is from RefSeq and is a predicted model, not a curated record. The coding region runs from base 1 to 1839 and encodes 612 amino acids.
AUGACACUCUCACAACCAGAUGACAUCAACCCCACCUUCGAGUGGAAGCCCGAAUACCUGACCCAGCUCCAACAUAUCGCCGACACGGACGAGUUCCAAUCCUACGAUGGCACCCCACAUCUCGGUUCCUCUUCGGCAGCAUCUGGGUCUUCUCCUCCUCCACAGCAACACUCGUUGGGAGCAUACGACUGGCAGACGUUGAAGGAAGCCAUCAAGUAUAGGAUCAAGAUAUGCUUGAAGGAAGACUUUGGAGAGGCGAGGGAGUUGGAUUUGCACCCGGCUACCGUGUUGAUGCCGUGGGUGCAGCCCGGUUCGGAUCUGGAGGUGACCUGGCAUAGAGCGAACAUGGGGAUGCUGUGCACCGAGGCGGAGACGGAUGAGGUUGAGAAGGUGGAGGCCGCAGAAGGGGAUGAGGCCAUGGCAAAUGAGGUGGAUGUCGACGCAGCCAACGCUUCAACAUCAACAUCAGCAGAGGGAGAGGCGAACACCGCUUCCACCGAGGCAUCCGAAACAGAGGCUGAUCAUGCGCAGGCCAACGGGACAACCGAAGCAAGUGCAAGCGCCACCGCAGCCUCAGCCCCAGUAGCAGAAGCAGACGACGCCGCCUCCCCUACCUCCUCGGACGAAGCAGCGACAACAACACAAUACAGCUACCGCGCCCGCUUUCACGACCCGCCCGAACGCGCCGGCCGCACCUUUGUCCACCCGCCCUUCGUCCACCGUGCAGACGUGCAGAACUUCUACCCAUCCAAACGGCCCCCCGUCGCCACCAGCACCACCCCGCUUUCACCCUCCGAACUCGCGACGCACACCACAACACUCUACAGCAUGCUGGAAGACUUUGACGUGCAGCCGCCGUUCACAAUUCAGCGGCUGUGCGAGCUGGUCGUCGCACCGACGGUACACUACAAUAGUGCACGCAAGUGGAUCGCGGCGCUGAAGCGGUGUUUGAGCGUGACGGCGACGCGCGAUGCAUUUCCGAUCAGCCCCGUGCAGGCACCCGUUGGCGUGGUGGUGGGCGUCAAUGGGCAUGGUGGCGACGACGACGGCGUGGCAGCGUCAGACGUGUCGGACAUUGAGAUGGACAGGAUGGACGGCCUGCCGCCGAGUACGACGCGCUCGAGGAGUUCAAGUGUGGGGAGCAAUGCAAGCGUUAGUGCAGAACCGCUGUUUUCGCCCAUCCCGUUCAUCGUGCGCGACGAGAACGGGCUUUUGACCGGCACCGGACAGCAGCAGCCGCAGCAGCGGGGAGAGGAGGAAGGAGAGCAGACGGCGGCGAUGGACCCCAUUCCGGAUCUGGAGCUCGGCGGUGCGGAUAGGACGCAUAGCAUGAAUGUGCUGCCGAAGGAGGUCGUGGACGUCGCACCCACCGCUGCCACGAACGCCGCUUUCGAGGGCAAGGACGGAGGUGCGCAAGAUGGCGAAGCGAUGCAAGAAGACGCUCCGACAGUUCAGACGACCGCUGCCCCUGCGACCGUCGCUGCCGCUGUCGACGCCUCCACCUCCACCGCCUCUUCUUCUUCUCCCGCCGCCGCUGCCGCGACUACACCUGCGACCAGCGAGCCCCUCGGCCUCCUGCCCGACGGCGCUGUAGACGAACUCGACAACCCGUCUCACACAGUCCACCCUCUCACCUCCACCACCUCGACCCCUUCCACCGGCACGGGCGAGUCGGCUCAGACCGCAGCAGCGACGGCGGCGGCGGGGGCGGCGCAAGCGGGCAAUCACACAGAGACGCAGGGCAAGGAGGAGGCAGACGCGCACGAGGAUGCCGAGCCAGAAGACGCCCACCGCUCGAGCAAGCGCAGGAAGAGCGUGGCUUCGCUGCACGACGAGUAA